UCGGUCUCUCGCCGCGCGAGGUCACUCAGAUCAAAUGUCAUCCUCGGAUUCGAUCGAAUGCGUGUGUGUGGAACUUUGAAAAGAGUCGGUGCCGUCUGACGGGCCGCUUCUGUCGUCGCACGCUUGUGCCGUUGUGAUUUCCUGUACCCUCCUGAUACAUGUAACGAGGAUCCGCCGUUGACGAACCGCCCGGAGACAUGGAAGAGACAUGUCUGGAGGAGGGACCUGCGGUAAAUUUCGAAAGAGCCACCCUAGAAAUCGCUAAUACCGACCCCGUCAGACCGUCGGAGAACGUGGACGACACGUCCGCGAAGCGAAAUUCGGCCUCGAGAAAUGUGUGCAAUGUACCGUUCAAGCAUAUAGAUGUUCAUACAUUUUUCACCGACAGGAACGAGGUCGUGGAAAGAGCGAUAAGCGAUUGUACGGAGAAGCUGAUAAAGGAAAAUAAUGACGAGCUUGUCGGAAGUUGGCUUCUGACCGAGAUAAGCCUAUGGGACACGGAAAAGGAGAGACUCGUGCUAUUAGCGACGAAAGCCCUCUAUUCUGUGAAGUACGAUUUUAUUUCCCUAAAGAUACUUGACUUUAAUCGAGUACCCAUAUUGCUGUUUGAUACAGUAGUUGCGGGAGAUUUGAUUUAUCCAAACUCUUCUCUUGCACCACGAUUAAGUGGAUUGGCAGAAGGCGUGUCGUCUGUAAUUCAUUGUGCGGUACGUCAGGAAUGGUCGUCUAUCGCAGGUUGCUCUAGUCUUACUCAAUUUGAGCCUAGAAAGCGGCAUAUGUCGGGAAUAAGAAUUAUGUGGAACAGAGGGCGGCCCCUGCCUCUUAUAAAAAAGUGGAAUCCGUUUACGAGAGAUAUACCAUGGCUCACGUAUGCCAGUCAUCCAUUGUUCUGGUACAAAGAUCAGCUGACUUCUUAUCAGUAUACCGGGAUUCUCAAACGCUUAACGAUUGUCGGUAUCGUUGCGCAGCUUUUCUUAUGCACCUGUGAUAUAAGCUGUGAUAAGAAAGGCUGCGCGAUGAUACCGACAAUCGUCGUUUUAAGCGUUUGA
Wasmannia auropunctata (little fire ant) is the source of this 1049-nucleotide messenger RNA. Its product is annotated as tumor protein p63-regulated gene 1-like protein. NCBI's taxonomy places the organism in Eukaryota, Metazoa, Arthropoda, Insecta, Hymenoptera, Formicidae. Gene Ontology annotation, cellular component: cytoplasm. The record is from RefSeq and is a predicted model, not a curated record. The coding region runs from base 198 to 1049 and encodes 283 amino acids. The transcript has 6 exons.